GCACUAGAUGGCCCAGAGGCACGUCUUGCAGAUUACUUUGAUGUAAUGUCGGGAACAAGCACAGGGGGCCUUAUUACAGCCAUGUUAACUGCUCCCAAUACCCAAAAACGCCCUUUGUAUUCUGCGAAACAGAUUGUCCCAUUUUACCUCGAGCACUCUCCAAAUAUUUUCCCUCAAUCAAGGGGCACAUUAGAUGGUUCAAUUAUUGAGCCGGUUCAAAAUGCAACGGGACCAAAAUACGAUGGAAAAUAUCUUCAUAACUUGGUCCAUAAACUGCUGGGAACAACGAGGUUGCAUCAAACUUUGACUAACAUAGUCAUUCCUGCAUUCGACAUCAAGAAGCUCCAACCUACUAUAUUUUCCUCUUAUCAGGCACCAGCAAGCUCAUCCAUGGACGCUCCUCUGGCGGACAUUGCUAUAGCGACGUCUGCAGCUCCAACAUACCUUCCUUCUCACUAUUUCACAAACCAAGAUAAGGAUGGAAAGACUGAAGAAUUUAAUCUCAUUGAUGGUGGUGUGGCUGCUAAUAAUCCGUCUUUCCUUGCCAUAAGUGAAAUGACGAGACAAAUAGCGAAAAACAAUUCGAGCUUGGGCUUGAAUCAUAAGCCUUUGGAUUUCACUCGUUUUUUGGUGAUCUCAUUGGGAACGGGUUCGAACAAGACUGAGCAGAAGUACAAUGCUAAACUUUCGACCACGUGGGGAGCUUCUUCAUGGAUGUUUUACAAUGGAUCAUCUCCUUUAAUCGAUGUUUACUCUGAAGCAAGUGUUGAUAUGGUUAAUUACCACAACUCUGUGUUUUUUAAUGCAUUAGGUUGUGACCGUAACCAUCUCCGAAUUGAUGAUGACACCCUGACAGGGGAGCUGUCUUCGGUAGACAUAUCAACAAAAUCGAACUUGAACAAUCUAGUGAUGGUUGGCAAGAAGCUCCUCAAAAAACCACUUUCACGCAUUAACUUGGCCACCGGUCUUUACGAACCAAUAGAAAACUCCGGCAGUACCAACGAGGAUGAACUCAAAAGGUUUGCAAAGCUACUUUCGGACGAAAGAAGGCUCCGAAAAUGCAAAUCUGAGAGAAGUCAGACG
This is a messenger RNA of Humulus lupulus (European hop), 1083 nucleotides long. RefSeq names its product patatin-like protein 3. NCBI's taxonomy places the organism in Eukaryota, Viridiplantae, Streptophyta, Magnoliopsida, Rosales, Cannabaceae. The annotation marks the transcript as partial. The transcript is spliced from 7 exons. Gene Ontology annotation, biological process: lipid metabolic process. The record is from RefSeq and is a predicted model, not a curated record. Gene Ontology annotation, molecular function: monoacylglycerol lipase activity; glycerophospholipase activity.